This is a messenger RNA of Amorphotheca resinae ATCC 22711, 495 nucleotides long. RefSeq lists its product as hypothetical. Lineage: Eukaryota; Fungi; Ascomycota; Leotiomycetes; Helotiales; Amorphothecaceae. Bases 55 to 495 code for a protein of 146 amino acids. The transcript has a single exon. The record is from RefSeq and is a predicted model, not a curated record.
CCCUUGCACCGGUCAUUUUCUAUACUAAAGUGGCAUAGAUAAUCCUCACAAGGCAUGGACUCUAAGUCCCCACCGCGUGCUCACAAUGGCGAGGGCCAGGUCUCAAGUCGGAAAGUGUGUCCGGAAGGUACUACUGUCAGACGCAUGACUCGCUUUCCUAGAGGAACUCGAAUACAGGCAUUUUAUCUCUCCACAAUAGGCGCUUCGCAGAAUAGCGCGAGAGUGGAGACUUCUGGUGCGGCUUGUGUUCCACGGCUACCUCUCAGUGUUAAUCCACCCACGGCUACCCCAUCAAGGCCAACACCUGUUCAGUAUAAGAAUCCAUGGGAGACGUACAAAUCGAUCCGACUUGUAGAACGUGGCGGUAUGGUCACAGUAGCCUGCGCGCAUUUGAACCCAGUCAAGAUGGUUACUAUAAAGAGGCUUUCUUCUAACCUUAACAAAGAGCUUGCAGUGUGCCGCCACGAACUAGCCUCCUUCACACGUGUAAUAUGA